UAGAAGAAACAAAAUGAUGAAUAAACAAAUAAGGCUCGCAAUAAUUUCCCCUUUGGCUUUUUCUACUCUUCUACUUUCCUUUUUGUAUAUUCCUUCUAAUUAUGCUGCACCACAGGCUUAUAUUGUGUACCUGGGAGACGAAUCCCAAUCAAUUGCUGAUGGCAAAAACGUUUACAGUGAUGAAAAACUGUCCCAAUCACAUUUUGACAUGCUGUCAUCACUCACUACAAAUGCUGAAAGUGGAAAACAAAAUGAGAAUAAACUACUUUACUCAUACACAAAAUCCAUGAAUGGGUUUGCUGCAGUUCUUGAUGAUUCUCAAGUACAAAUGCUUAAGAGUAAAGCUGGUGUAAAAGCAGUACUCCCAAAUAUAAAAUAUAAAUUACACACAACACAUUCAUGGGAUUUUCUUCAAUUAGCAGACGGUGGUGUUGCUGCUCCUGCCUCCAUUUGGAACACGGCUAAGUAUGGCCAAGAUGUUAUUAUUGCUACUCUUGACACCGGUGUUUGGCCGGAAUCAGCAAGUUUUAAAGACGACGGAAUGGGACCUGUUCCGGCAAGAUGGCGAGGAAAUUGUUCGGUUGAGAGUGGACUUCGGUGCAACAACAAGCUUAUAGGAGCAAAAAUGUUCUCCAAGGGAGCCGAAGCAGCUGGAGCCAUAAUCCCCAAGGAACUACACAACGGACGCGACUACGACGGCCAUGGCUCGCACACCUUAUCGACAGCCGGCGGAAGUUUUGUUCCCGGGGCUAAUAUUUUCGGCAACGGCAACGGAACCGCAAAGGGAGGAUCGCCCAAAGCUCAUGUGGCUUCUUACAAAAUUUGCUGGGCUGAUGGUUGCUACGCAGCUGAUAUUUUGGCCGCAUUGGAUGCUGCAAUUAAAGACGGUGUUGAUGUUCUAUCUUUGUCCAUUGGAUCAUCAGCCGUUUCUAAUUUUUUUGACGACUCUACUGCGAUCGGAUCGUUUAAUGCAAUGAAAAGAGGAAUUCCGGUAGUUACCUCAGGUGGUAAUGAAGGACCGGGGCCGAGUACUAUAAACAAUGUCGCUCCAUGGCUUUUUACAGUUGGAGCUAGUUCAGUGGAUCGUAGCUUCUUGCAUUUUCUUGUUCUUGGCAAUCAGAAGCAUAUAAAUGGAUCGAGCCUUUCACCAAGCUUGCCGGCUGGAAAGGUUUUUCCUUUGAUCAAUCCAAUCGAUGCAAAAGCUCCAAAUGCCAUUGUCCAAGACGCUAUUUUGUGCAAAAAUGGAUCUCUAGACAAAGCCAAAGUAACAGGAAAGAUUAUAGUAUGUCUUAGAGGCGAUUCGGGAAGAAUUGAGAAGGGGAUGGUGGUUGCAGCUUUAGGUGCAGCCGGUAUGGUUCUAGCCAACGACCGAAUAGAUGGAAACGACCUUUUUUCAGAUCCUCAUUUCCUUCCGGCUACUCAUGUCACUUACACCGAUGGUCAAGCCAUUUACAGCUACCUCAAUUCCACCAAAAAUCCUACUGCAUCACUUUCUCCAACAACAGCAGUAUUAGGAGUUAAACCAGCUCCACAAAUAGCAGCUUUCUCAUCAAGAGGCCCUAAUCCACUUAUUUUGCAACUUCUUAAGCCUGAUGUUACUGCCCCUGGAGUUAACAUACUUGCUGCCUACUCCGGAGCAACAUCUCCGAGCGAAUUGGACAUUGACAAACGUAGAGUUCCUUAUGAUGUGUUGUCUGGAACUUCAAUGGCUUGCCCUCAUGUUUCUGGUAUAGUUGGUCUUAUCAAGUCGAUCCAUCCAGAUUGGAGUCCCGCUGCUAUUAAAUCUGCCAUCAUGACUACUGCUAAAACACAAGGGAACAAUGGCAAAGCGAUCGUCGAUGAAACCGGUAAACCCGCAACGCCAUUUGCGUAUGGUGCUGGACAUGUACAACCCAACCGCGCAGCAGAUCCUGGACUAGUUUAUGACUUAUCAACAAAUGACUACUUGAACGCAUUAUGUGGAUUCGGCUACAACGCUUCAAUGGUCCAAAGAUUCGCAGGUUUUCCUUAUACAUGUCCAAAAAAUUACACUUUUAACGACUUCAACUACCCUUCUAUCACAAUCCCAAAUCUAGCUGGCCCGGUCAUUGCAACUCGUAGAGUUAAGAAUGUCGGUACUCCAGGAACCUACACCGCCACCGUCAAGGCGCCUGGAGAGGUUUCCGUCGUGGUCGAGCCCGCGAAACUAACUUUUACUAAAAUUGGAGAAGAGAUGGAGUUUAAGGUUAUAUUCAAGCCAAUAAUCAAUGGUGCACCUAAGACCUAUGUGUUUGGACAGCUUCUAUGGUCAGAUGGCAAACAUACCGUAAAGAGUCCUCUUGUAGUGAAGCAUGCUUAGAGUUAAGGUUCCAUGUCAAUAUAUUUAUUUAUAAUUUAUAAAUGCAAAUAAUUAGCUAAUUAAAUUUCAAUAAUUUUCAUGUAUUACACAUGUUCAUUGUUCCAGUCCACGGAAAAAGAACAUUAGGAGCCCUUGUAGACGAUUUUUUCGUUGAGUUUUUUAUUCUUAUAGAUUGGUUGAUUUUUGCAAUAAAUCUAGUUAUAAUUGUCUUCAGUUGAUGUAAUUCUUGAGCUAAUGACAAUUUAUUUAAUAUUUCUGCAA
Messenger RNA from Mercurialis annua (annual mercury), 2599 nucleotides. RefSeq names its product subtilisin-like protease SBT5.4. The coding region runs from base 14 to 2338 and encodes 774 amino acids. The record is from RefSeq and is a predicted model, not a curated record. The transcript has 11 exons. Gene Ontology annotation, molecular function: serine-type endopeptidase activity. Gene Ontology annotation, biological process: proteolysis. NCBI's taxonomy places the organism in Eukaryota, Viridiplantae, Streptophyta, Magnoliopsida, Malpighiales, Euphorbiaceae.